AUCCUGUUCGUUCAUAUGCGCAUGAUCACAGAGUUAUGUGCACAAUUAGUUAUGUACAAGCACUGACUCAGCCACGUGAUGCAUAAACUAUGCAAUACGUCAUCGUAAUGUGCUUCAGGACCAGCCAGUGCGUACUUUCUAUACAAUGCUCUGGAAGAAAAAGUCUAUGCAAAAGUCUGUCUUAUAUAGUUCAAAAUCGGAUUAAAACUUGUAGGAUGCACUGCCGUGCCCUUAAAACAUUCAGCCUAAACAAUUCCCCCUCCGCUCGGAUUUCUCUCCGCUCUGCGACUCUGAUAUAUAUAUCUCCCCUCUCCACAAGCAUACAUGCUCUACAAUACGUACAACACAAGCCAAGGCCUAGUACAACCAUCACAAUGCUAGAAAUCAUCGACGACAAAUCCCAACACUGCAUCCCUUUCCUCCUCGACCGCGUAAAAACACACCAAGAGCUUUAUGCUUCGAACCCAGACCAAGCCCCGCCAUUGUUUCUGGGGUUGAAUGGGGUUCAAGGUGCUGGCAAGACGGUCCUGGUCUCGACACUGCAGAAUACCCUCCGCAACCCCCCUUACUCGCUCCCCGUAAUAACCCUCUCCCUCGACGACAUCUACCUCACCCACGCCGACCAAGAACGUCUCGCAACAACAAACCCGCAAAACCCCCUCCUCCAACACCGCGGCCAGCCCUCUACGCACGACCUAUCCCUCGGUCUACAAGUCUUCAAAUCGCUGCGUGAAGGCAAACCCACGAAGAUCCCGCAGUAUGAUAAAUCUGCAUUUAGCGGGCAGGGGGAUCGCGUGGAUGAGGGGAAAUGGGAGGUUGUUAAUAAAGAGGGGGAGAGGAGGGUUGGAGUAGUGAUUUUUGAGGGGUGGUGUGUUGGGUUUCGGGCGUGGAGUGAUGAUACACUAAGGGAGUUGUGGGAAGGUGCGGUUAAGAGGAAGCAAGAGGGGAAUUAUAAUGGGCGACUGGGACAUGUGAGGUUUGAGGAUGUGAGGGCUGUUAAUGAGGCGUUGAGGGAGUACGAUGCGUUGACGGACCAGUUUGAUGCUUUGAUUCACAUCGACGCGCAAAACAUCCACUAUGUUUAUGAAUGGCGACAAGAACAAGAGCGCACUCUCCGCGCAACCAAGGGCACCGGCAUGAUCGAGGAACAAGUCAAUCAUUUUGUCGAUGGCUAUUACCCGUCCUACGAACUCUUCACGGAGACACUCCGGAACGGUGCUUUCAGAAAGAAAGGCGUUCCCGAGUCGGAAUCGAAGGGGAAGCAGUUGCGUCUGGUUGUUGAUAAGAACAGGAGAGUUCAGGAUGUUCUUUUAUACUAGGACAAGAGCCGUACACCUACAUGAGAUAAUACUACGAAUCUCUACUCAUAAAAAUAAUUGGGUUGUCU
Aspergillus ruber CBS 135680 is the source of this 1387-nucleotide messenger RNA. Its product is annotated as TDA10 family protein. Lineage: Eukaryota; Fungi; Ascomycota; Eurotiomycetes; Eurotiales; Aspergillaceae. The record is from RefSeq and is a predicted model, not a curated record. The transcript is spliced from 5 exons. Gene Ontology annotation, cellular component: cytoplasm. Bases 375 to 1319 code for a protein of 314 amino acids.